Quercus robur (English oak) is the source of this 716-nucleotide messenger RNA. RefSeq lists its product as uncharacterized. NCBI's taxonomy places the organism in Eukaryota, Viridiplantae, Streptophyta, Magnoliopsida, Fagales, Fagaceae. Gene Ontology annotation, cellular component: chloroplast thylakoid membrane. The record is from RefSeq and is a predicted model, not a curated record. Bases 49 to 519 code for a protein of 156 amino acids. The transcript has 5 exons.
UAUAUAAAAGCAAAAACGAACGGAUAGAAAAUUAAAGGAACACGUGAGAUGGCAUCUACGUCUCUACCGCUCAUCAGUGGAGGCCUCCGUUUUCCCUCUCAAUACUCAGCAUCCCUUCCCAACCACCACCUCUCUGCAACUGCAACUGCAACUGCAACUGCAACUCUCCCCAAGUGGGGAUGGAGAAGAGACAAAGACACAAGCAUGUUCAUCAACACAACCAGAGGCCAAGCAUUUCGAAUCUUGGCCAACCCUAAUGUGUCUUCAAGGAAAGGAGGCCCAAAGAAUGAAGUGAUCAUGGUUGAUCCUCUGGAAGCCAAGCGGUUGGCUGCCAAACAAAUGCAAGAAAUUAAAGCAAAAGAGAAAUUCAAGAGAAGACGUGAAAUUGAAGCAAUUAAUGGAGCAUGGGCAAUGAUUGGUCUCACCGCAGGCUUGGUCAUUGAAGGUCAGACUGGAAAAAGUAUUCUGACUCAGUUGGCGGACUACUGGAGUGCCAUUGUAAGUCUUUUUGUGCGGUAGUGAUAAAUUUUAGAAAUUGCAGAUUCAUUCUGUUAGAUCUUUCAAAUAAAUGUUGUUUCUGCCUUAUUUGAAUUGCUACUUAUCCUUCCAAACUAACAUGAAUGUUGUAAAAAUUCUUUCUUCCAGCACUCUAUGAUCAGAUUCUAAAAUGUAAAAACAUUGCCCAAAAUCCUUGAUAUAGAACAUGUUAUUCAUAA